AUGCUCGUCAUUUAUUUGAGUUUGGGUUUAUUUUGCGGUUGUUUCGGUUACCCGUCUGGAGCACCUGAAUCGGCAUGUGAUAACAUGACCCCAGAUCACGGCGUUUCUCCUCAAACGACGCCAACACCUUACGACAUCACACUGUCAGCUUCUAAGUUAGCUGUUGAUGAAAAUCUGACAAUUUCAAUUUCUCCUAAAGAUGGCAGGACGACAUUUAAAGGUUUUCUAAUAGAGGUUUAUACAGACUUGGCAAGUCCAGUAAAAUUUACAGAUGGAGAAUUUACGGUUCCUGAAAACGCUCAUACACAGUGUAAUGGGGGUGCCACGCAUUCUAAUGCAAACCCAAAAUUACUUAUUAGUCUUUCUUGGAAACCGACUGCAAGUUUUACUGGAAAAGUUAAGUUCAGGGCCACAAUUGUACAGUCCUAUACAAUAUUCUGGAAAGACAUUGAGUCCAAAUCUCUAAAUGUGGAUUACUUUCUUCCAUCUGCAGCUCCUGUCACGGUGACACCUAACGACCAACCUCGCUGUGAGAAAGGUUUUGGUUGCUUCAAAUCUUGUCCUAGUGAGUCAUGUGACGGCGUCGUCCAAUGGAAAAGGAGAGAAAAUUUUGUCGAUUUCAGCAUUAUAAUUAGCUUAGAAAAUCCAAACGACAGAUGGAUCGCUAUUGGACUUUCUCCAAAUGGUAAAAUGCCAAGAACAAGUGUCAUGAUGUGUAUGCAUUACGAUGAUAAAUUUGAAGUUUUGGACGGAAUAAAUAAGGGAUAUACUUUCUCUAUAUUGCCAAAUAGCACACUCGGGUUGUUCAACAUAACUGCUAAUGUUACUGGUCAAAUUAUGAAAUGCUCUUUUUCAAGAAAAAUCAAUGUCUCUGAGGAUUCUGAAGAUGUUUACAGCUUAAACAAAAAAUACUUCUUGUUGCUCGGAAACGGACCGGUCAAAAACGGUAAAACUGGAAUACCUCAGCAACAUGAGAAAAUUCCUGAAGUCAGUGGCGGAAAGGUUAACUUUCUGUUGAAUGAGGAUAUUAAACCUCAGGAACCAUCAAUGCUUCUCUACAAAUUACAUGGAAGUUUAAUGAUAUUUGCAUGGAUAUUUCUGUCCAGUAUUGGCAUAAUAACUGCCCGCUACUACAAGUCGGAAUGGAAAGAUAUGAUGCCGUGCGGAGUCAAAGUCUGGUUUGCUAUUCACAGGACAGUCAUGUCACUCGUGUUUCUUGUUACCACAGGAGCAUUUGUAUUAAUUUUUAUUGAAGUCGGUUCCCUUCUUCAGGAAAAAGAAGGGAGCGUCUACCUGAGGUACCAUCCAGCACUCGGAAUAUCAGUCAUGGCAUUGACUGUUGUAAACCCUGUUAUGGCUCUAUUCAGAUGCAGUCCCGGUCACAAAUACAGGGAAGUCUUUCAUUAUUCCCAUAUGUUUGUGGGAACGUCUGCACAGAUCUUAGCAGCUGUUACGAUAUAUUUUGGAGUGAAUCUAGAAAAGUCAGACACACCAGAGGAGGUCUCGUACAUCGUUAUAACGUAUAUAGCCACUUAUGUCAUCAUUGAACUUAUAUUAGAAUCUGAAAAAUAUUUCAGAAAUCGUGGAGAUAACUCAGAGAGACAGAUUCUUCUUAAAUCGGCUGCGAAUGAGUAUCCUUCAUCAAAAUCACAGUCUAAAGUGAAUGGUGUGAAAUUAUCCAUCCUGAUGCUCCAUGUUCUGUGUAUGUCAGUGUAUUGUCUAGCACUUAUUUAUUUUGUAGCAUCGGCAUAG
Saccostrea echinata is the source of this 1752-nucleotide messenger RNA. RefSeq names its product putative ferric-chelate reductase 1 homolog. Bases 1 to 1752 code for a protein of 583 amino acids. Lineage: Eukaryota; Metazoa; Mollusca; Bivalvia; Ostreida; Ostreidae. Gene Ontology annotation, molecular function: oxidoreductase activity, acting on metal ions. The record is from RefSeq and is a predicted model, not a curated record. The transcript has 15 exons.